Molecule: messenger RNA, 1182 nt
Organism: Aureobasidium vineae
Lineage: Eukaryota; Fungi; Ascomycota; Dothideomycetes; Dothideales; Saccotheciaceae
Source: the annotation of a GenBank genome assembly
AUGUCUGGGCUAAUGCGUCCAUUGAGACAUACAAGGAUACCUAGGGCUCUGAGCAGACGAUGCUUCUCUGUCACAUCCAAGAGAUCUGCAGACCACGUUAGAAUUGUCGAAGUCGGACCCAGAGAUGGUCUGCAGAACGAAAAAUCUUCAAUCUCGCCAGAGACCAAGAUUGAUUUGGUUAGAAGACUUGCUGCCACUGGACUCAGAACUAUCGAAGCUGGUUCAUUUGUUCACCCCAAAUGGACUCCACAAAUGGCCAGCUCAGACAAAGUUCUGCAAAACAUCUUGCAACAGCCUCCUCAAACCUACCAGCCCAUCACUUACCAAUGGUUGUUACCUAACAUGAAAGGUCUAGACAACUUCUUCUCAAUUCAAUCUCAAAACUCUACUCAGGGAGAUGCUUCUUACCCAACACCUCCACCAUCUCCAGCCCAUGAUUCUGGUCCUGCUCAGAAUACUUCUACUCAGAACCCGAAUGACAUGCCCUCUGCAACUUCUGGUGCCGCUGCUAUGGAUUCAAAAUCCAGUCUUGAGCAACCAAAGCAUGAGGUUUCAAUCUUCCUUGCAGCUACCGAAUCUUUCUCACAGAAGAACACAAAUUGCAGCAUCGCUGAAUCUCUUGAGAGGUUCCAACCUUUGAUCACUUCUGCCAGAGACAAGGGGUUUGGCGUGCGUGCUUACAUUUCUGUUGCUCUGGGUUGUCCCUUCGAAGGACCUGAUGUAGACCCCCACAAAGUAGCAGAACUAGCUGCUAGCCUUCUGGAGAUGGGAGCAGAUGAGAUCUCGGUAGCAGACACCACGGGAAUGGGCACAGCGCCUCGCACAAGAGAGUUGUUGCGUACCCUUACUGCCGCGGGCAUCCGAAACAACGACCUAGCUCUGCAUUUCCAUGACACUUUUGGUCAAGCAAUGGUCAACACUCUCGUGGGAUUGGAACAUGGUAUUCGAACCUUUGAUUCUGCCGUCGGUGGUUUGGGUGGCUGCCCUUACUCGCCUGGUGCGACUGGAAAUGUUGCGACCGAGGACCUGGUGUAUUCUCUUGAAAGUCUCGGAGUCAACACCGGUAUUGAUCUGUCUGAGAUUAGCAAAAUUGGUGAUUGGAUUACCAGCGAGAUUGGCAAGCCAAACGAAAGCCGCGCAGGAAAAGCAACUCUUGCUAAGUUGAGACGAGCCACAGAGUAA